CGUCUCAUUUUCUGUCCCAUUUUUCUUAAAUUACAGAUUAGAGAUUGGGGGGAUCAGAGAUUCCGGGGAGCAGAGACAUGGAAAUUCGAAGGGCUGACAUUGACGCUGGAUCGGAUAGCGAUAGUAAUGGAAGUUAUUUCGAAUUGCAAAGGAACACAGUGCUGGAUGACCCGAAUAUCCUGCGCAUUGCGAUCAUGGCGGAUCCCGAGGUAACGCUCGGUUUUUUACUGGCAGGCGUUGGUUAUCAAAAGGACAGGUUCCGCAACUAUAUGAUGGUGGAAAGCGAAACAUUGCAGGAGGACGUAGAGCAGUUUUUUCUUACUGUGUACAGGAAGCCCCACAUAGGCAUCAUCAUUUUGGAUUACGACACGAACCUUCGACUUCGAACAGUUUUACAGCGAUGCAAUCAAAUGCUCCCCGUUCUGAUCACCGUGCCCAACAAGUCCUCACUGACCACCUAUCUGGACAAAAAGGACCGCAACAGAAGACUUCGCCAAAGGGAUGCCUACUAGGAUAUGAAAGAAUCAGGACUUAAACGGUAUAAACACCUCCCCCUCUACUCUUAAAGAAAAGUAUCACAAUAGAGCUUUGUGUACCAUAUGCACAGAAAUAUUUAUAAAUUUAUUUUUAAAUUUCAAAAAUUUUCAUAUUUAAAAACAGGAAUACUUAAGGAUAUAUAUAUAUGAAAAGUUUAAAACAUUUUAAAAUCAUCUAGACGUAUAAUAGGGCUAUAUUAUAGUUUUAAUCAAGGUAGCUAUGACUACAAUUGGAACAGAAUGGGAUAAUAAAUGCCUCUAACACAUAAA
This is a messenger RNA of Drosophila elegans, 806 nucleotides long. RefSeq names its product V-type proton ATPase subunit F. Gene Ontology annotation, cellular component: membrane. The transcript has 3 exons. The record is from RefSeq and is a predicted model, not a curated record. Bases 78 to 512 code for a protein of 144 amino acids. NCBI's taxonomy places the organism in Eukaryota, Metazoa, Arthropoda, Insecta, Diptera, Drosophilidae. Gene Ontology annotation, biological process: monoatomic ion transmembrane transport. Gene Ontology annotation, molecular function: proton-transporting ATPase activity, rotational mechanism.